GGUCUCAGAACCGUGCCCACCACGGUCUGCAGCCCGAUGGCUGGAACCUGUGUGUUCUCUUCUCCCCACUUUUAUCAGGGGCUGCCAAGCAGGGAAUCCACACAGCUCUGGCCUGGGGGACAGUUCCUGACUUUGGGCCUCGCCAGGGUCCAGGCUAUGGGGCCGUGGCAGGCACUGACAAGGAAGAGGGGGCAGAUGUGGCCGUGACCCAGCCCGGGUGGGCCGUCGAACCGGACAACAGCGAGACAGACCCCUCAGCACUGUGUUUUCUUGGCCUCUGGGGGUCAGUCCCAGACUCCGUUCCAUCUCUCAGUCUCCCCAAGGCCUGGAUGACUUCACUCUGUUUCUCCAAAGGGAGAACACAAAGAACCUCCAAAGAUCAACAAGGCAGGACAGGGAGUUGCUUCCCAAGUUGCUUUGUAAUUUUUCCCCUUAAGCAAAUUGUAAAAUUUCAGGAGAAGCUCUCAUUUUUCCCAUGAAGCAAUCCCAGAAUGAGGCCAAGGCGUUUUAAACUUGGUGAUCUCAGCCUUCCAAAAAGCCCAUGAGGGCAUUUUACGAGGUAGGUUGGCCAUUGUCCAGCCAAAUCCAGGCAUCCUUUCCUAUCUUUAUGUUUUCUUCCUGAAAAGUAAUGAUUGACCCACGUCCUCUGACACCUGGACCCUCCCAAGGGUCUGCAGUCACCCCGAGGGGACUGAUGAUGAUGCCCCUCCUCGCGGACAGAUAAAAAUGUGAGAGUCUAUGUGCCUUGCCCGGGGGCACAUGACAGGUCUGUGGCCCUGCCCAGGGUGGGGCACACGUCCACACGACCGUCCCGGGGACCCGCUGACUCUGCUCUUCCCACUCAGGCCACAUUCGGAUCUCGGACCUGGGUCUGGCCGUGAAGAUCCCCGAGGGAGACCUGAUCCGCGGCCGGGUGGGCACCGUCGGCUACAUGGCUCCGGAGGUCCUGAACAACCAGAGAUACGGCCUGAGCCCUGACUACUGGGGUCUGGGCUGCCUCAUCUAUGAGAUGAUCGAGGGCCAGUCACCAUUCCGGGGCCGCAAAGAGAAGGUGAAGCGGGAAGAAGUGGACCGCCGGGUCCUGGAGACGGAGGAGGUGUACUCCCAAAAGUUCUCCGAGGAGGCCAAGUCCAUCUGCAAAAUGGUGAGCUCCUGGUGAGCCUGCCCUGCGCCGAGAGCAGCAAAAGGGCUGAAGCGGGCAGGGUCGGGGUGCAGUAGGGCAGGAGUCGGGAAGCCCCCAAGCCAGAGGAGCGAGCACUCCUUGUUGUGGACUGGGGUGGUCGGCGAGGGCUUCCAGGAGAAAGCCCAAGGUGGGGGCAGGGAGGCUCCAGGACAAAGGAAAGGAGGUAGGUCCCCCCUUAGAGGGGAACCGCAUGAGACACCCUCCAUCCAGCUUUGGUGGGGAAAAUCAGCGUGGAAGAGAAAGGAGGUGAUCCCAACUGGUUCCCCGAGACAAAGGGAUCUUGGGGUAUCCCCUACCCUUGACCUUGGCCCCCUGCAGCCUCAAUCUCUGGGUCCCUGGGCCCUGGCUAAGGUCAGCAGGUGCAGCGCAGGUGGUGGGGUGGUGAUAUUUUCAGUCUUUGAACAUCUCACAACAGUUUUCCUUCCACUACAUGGAAUGCUGGUCACACUGGCUUAGGUCCCACAUGACAGCAGUCUAUGAGUACUGGGAUUUGAUUGUUCAUGGGGGAGGGCACAGGUGGGGAGUGACGUUUAGACAGGCUGGGCGGGCAGGGCCAAACUGCGGGGCCGGGAGGCUGGAUGGAGGAAGCAGUGAUGGGAGCCAUCAAAAGCGAAGCUGGGAAUGAGUCCGCCGCGGCCCGCUGCCCUUCCCCUCAGCCCGGGUAGGCCCACCCCUGGCCAGAGGCGGGCAGAUCCCAUUCUCACCUGGCUCUCAGGCUGCCAAGUUCUGCCUGCGUCCGCUUGGGGCCCUCCUCCCUCUGGUGCCAGGCCCAGCUGUGCUGUACCCCCACCGCUGGCCACUGCCCUCCAGUGCCGGCCACGAGGGGACAGGAGGGCCUGAGCACCGGGGACCCGGGAGCCCACAGACUUCCUAUCACUGGGGCACAGCAGAUGAGCAGGGCUGAGGCUGGAGGCUGCCCUCCCUGCCCCCUGUGCGUGUGCAUAAACCACGAGGCUGGAGUGUGAGAAGCACAGGCCCGAGGAGCUGAUUAAGGUAGCAAAGCUUCUGCUUCCAGAAAAGCCGAGGCUGCCCUGUUAGUGGCCUGGGAACCAUGUGGUGUAGCUCCCCGCCCUGAGGAGUUCCCUCUCCUGGAGCCGUCCACCUGCUGUCUGACCACUUCCUCCCACCCGCUUCGGUCUGGUGUCACAGAGCCAUGGGAACAAGGAUUUGGGGCAAGAGCUACCAUUUGACCACUUCCAAAAAAGAGGAACCAUAUAUCUGCCAUUACGUGUGUGGGGGACCCUGAAGGAGGGAUGGCGUGUACACAUGCAAACACCCACCCAAACCACACUGCCGUGGACCCGGAGUCUAUCCCGUGGGACCAAGCUGGGCGAAGGAUAGAAGAGGGAGGUCAUCAGCCAUGGUCAGAGCAUCUCCAAAUGUCCCAGGUCAGGGUCGGGGACUCAGAGAAGCAGAGCAGCCCCGGCAGGACAUGGGACAUGCAGAGGGAACAGAGAGGCGGAGAGGGCCCCCUCUCUGCCCACUGUUGCUGUCGUCCUCCUUGGUGCCCGGCUUUGGGGCUCUAGGACCAGGGGCCCUACUGGCCCUCUGCUGCCCCCUGGUGGCCACCAAGGGAAAGGCGGUGAGCUGAGCCUGGGGCGCUGGACCCACAUUGGCCCAUUGGGUGUCAAGUGUCAAACCAGUGUCCCCUCAUCUUUCUCCACUGGAAGAACUGACAAAGCCUUCUGGCCUUGCUUCAUCUUCUUACAAAUGACCAUGGGGUCUUAGGAUUCUAGCCUUGGGGCUUCCUGGCACCCCUCACCCCAGCCUGUCUGGCAGCCAGGCCCUGUCCCCUCCAAGAGGCACCAGCUCAGGACACAGCAGGGCCUGACUCUGAGGAAAACAUGAAGGCUCGGGGCACAUUGGGCUGUUUCUAGACUCCGGAAACUCGAGCCCUGCCUGUCCAAGAAGACCACUCCCUGCUGCCAGUUCCUUCCCCCAUUCCAUCUUGGCAGCCACAAGACCCUCUCCACUGCCCCUGAUGUCCAGAAAUUCAUGCAUGUCACUGCCCUGGCCUCUGGUCCAGUCCCUAGGCCCAGACCUCAGCCCCACCUCCUGUAGGGCCCUGCUGAGUCCCAGCACUGGCCCUUCAGCCACCUCAGCCUCACUGGCCUUCCAGCCCAUCCCUUCUCUUCCAGGACGCCCACCCUGCCUGCGCCACUUGCCCAGCUCACACCACUUCUCUUGCUUCUCCCGGUGUACACUCGAUGUCCAAGUUGCAAACAGGCAGCGUGUUGGUGGAUGUGCAGCCUGCGUGGUGUUUUAGAAAGAGGUGAAUGGUGGGUUCGUUGCCAAGAUUUAAAGUUGGAGAGAUUUCACAUAAAAACCUGGAUUUUCAGCCCUGGGCCCUGGUAGGAACUGAUGGGUAGCCUGGCACAGCCCACCCAGCCCACUCGGCCUUUAUUGUCCUUGCUUGUGUCUUCUGUCUGGCCGGCCCCCGCAGGCUCUGGGGUCUACAGCUGGGAGGUCCAGCUUCUACCCAAGGAGCCUUGCCUCUUUGGGAUUUCUCAGAGCAGGGAGGAGCCUGGCCCAGCAGAGCCGACUCCUGGAGCCUUUGUGGAAAGGCAGAAGCACUGGCGAGGAGAAGCUGAGGCCCCGAGCCACCAGCUCGCUGGGCAGAACCGGCCUGGGUGGUCACGGGACCACAGUUGACAGCGAUUCUCAGGGCUCAGUCCUUUCUAGGCUGUGACCUAGUGCUUGCCCUGGUGCCACCUUUGAUUCCUUUGUUUGAAGGGAAAUGGGGGGCAGGGGAGUGGUGCCUGCAAGCCUCCCCCUACAGACCAUGAGCCCCAGGAGGCCCGCUUGCCCACUGGCUGUCCACCGCAACUCCAGCCCACACGGCUGGCGGCAACUACGUGUGGAAGGAAAGCACACAGAGGGUGCCAGGGUAUCGGAGGGGGAAAGGGCUGGACUCCCUCUGGGCUGCAGGCCAUCCACCUUGAUUUUAGUCUCAAAGCAAGCAGGAGAUUCCAACCGCAUGCCAGGUGCAGUGCUCAGUGGGGCAGGGGAAGAGAGAAGCAGGAGAGACUGCAGGAGAGGGGCUGACACCUGGUGGUCAGCUGCCGGUCCUCCAGCAUCACAGCC
Leptonychotes weddellii (Weddell seal) is the source of this 4267-nucleotide messenger RNA. The record is from RefSeq and is a predicted model, not a curated record. Lineage: Eukaryota; Metazoa; Chordata; Mammalia; Carnivora; Phocidae.